Messenger RNA from Bipolaris oryzae ATCC 44560, 1740 nucleotides. RefSeq lists its product as uncharacterized. Gene Ontology annotation, biological process: protein phosphorylation; meiotic recombination checkpoint signaling. NCBI's taxonomy places the organism in Eukaryota, Fungi, Ascomycota, Dothideomycetes, Pleosporales, Pleosporaceae. The transcript is spliced from 5 exons. The record is from RefSeq and is a predicted model, not a curated record. Gene Ontology annotation, cellular component: nucleus; cytoplasm. Gene Ontology annotation, molecular function: ATP binding; protein binding; protein serine/threonine kinase activity. The coding region runs from base 1 to 1740 and encodes 579 amino acids.
AUGGCAGGCCAACUGGUAGGAUGGCUGCAGGUUGUCGUGGCUGGUGAUGACGCUCGCGGAACCCAGCGCAGUGUUAUCGAGGUUUGCGGCAACGAGUACUUCUACCUUGGGAGAGACGCCGAGCUCUGUCGCUAUACGUGGUGCGACGAUCUUACCGUUUCUCGCCUGCAUCUGCGCAUCCACUGCGUUCUUUAUGAACAAGACCCCAUCUCUAACAUUGCACCCUUUGUAUAUGCGACUGACCUAUCAGCCAAUGGCACCUACUUGAAGAGGCGUGAUUCCGGGCCUGUUGCAUGCCAGGAUGAUGAGGUUCUCAUGGGUCGCAAUAACACCUUCCUUCUGGGUCAUGGGGACGAGCUCAACAUCUCUGAUACCAUUACACUGAUCUACUUGUCGAAAAGUCCCGUGCAAUCUGUUGACCUGACGCCUACCCAGGAAAUGGAAAUCCAGACGUUCAGCUCGCGAUAUCUUGUUACUGCUCGUAUGUUGGGUGAAGGCGGAUACGGUAAGGUACUCGUGGGCGUAGUUCGAGAGACCCAGAAACAACUCGCAUGCAAAGUUGUUCGACUAGAUAAACUUUCGGUGAACACGGUAGGCUCACCAACAGCCGAUCGAGACCAGCAUGCGCUCCAGCCAAGGGACCGAUGUUAUCGAGAGUUCAACAUUCUCAAAAGCCUUAGUCAUCCUAACAUCAUCGCCCUCGAAAAAGUGUUUUGCAGCCAUGACAACAUCUACAUGUUCCAGGAGCUCAUAACUAGCGGCGACUUGUUUUCCUUUCUUGAGUUUAAAGGCGGUCGUCUCGAUAGCACACAGGCGGCAGUUAUCGUUUUCCAAAUCUUGAAAGGGAUCGAGUAUUUACAUAAACUGGACAUUGUACAUCGAGACCUCAAACCUGACAAUAUUUUGAUGUCGUCACUUGAAGACACUGCUCCCAGGAAAUACCAACGCAUGUUCUCGCAUGUCGGUACUUUGGAAUAUGCAGCGCCGGAAAUUCAUCGCGCUAACCCAGCCAUUCCAGCGGCAAAUGGUUACUCGAAGAGUGUAGACUUGUGGUCUAUCGGAUCGCUCACAGCUACUAUCCUUUCAGGUGAUCACCUGUUUACCGAUCGCAAUCAUCCCGACUAUGAUAAGAAUCCACAAGGCGUCAUUGUGGGGCUCACAGCCAUCUGCGACUUAAGCGCUCUUGACGAUGACCGUCAUCCAUCAUGGAGGCUGAUCGGUCCCCACCCAAAGGAUUUCAUCAGGAAGCUGCUGGUACUGAAUGAAGAAAGCAGGAUGACGGCUACUGAGGCUCUGACGCAUUCUUGGUUUACAUCCCAAUCAGACAGCCUUGAAAAGCAGUACGCCUCCUCAAUUGUGGACUGGAGACCUCAAAACAAAGACCACCACCUUGUCGAAAACAUAAGCAAGCUCUCCAGUAGCAGAGGAAAUCUGAUUAAGUUGGAAGAGAGUUUGAAAGCGAUCCCGAAGAGCUACUUCCAACGUCCAAGUUUGAGACUUCAACUAUCGCUGCCCUUACUGAUCAAGCCUGCGCAUGAUUUGGUUCAUGUCAGUGACACACCUAUCGAAGAUCAGGUGCGACAUGGGGAAGGCAUUGAACGGAAAUGCGAAAGAAAUAUGAAGUUGUACCUAGACCACAUUACGGACCAGGCUUCACAGCAGCCGACGGAGCAGACACAAGAUUCGAUUCUAGUACCAGAAACACCCCCGGAAUUGCUCUUCAUGAACCCGCGCUUGUAA